Hemicordylus capensis (graceful crag lizard) is the source of this 3593-nucleotide messenger RNA. It is a transcript of the gene DYNLT3, whose product is annotated as dynein light chain Tctex-type 3. The record is from RefSeq and is a predicted model, not a curated record. Lineage: Eukaryota; Metazoa; Chordata; Lepidosauria; Squamata; Cordylidae. Gene Ontology annotation, molecular function: dynein intermediate chain binding. Bases 411 to 845 code for a protein of 144 amino acids. Gene Ontology annotation, cellular component: cytoplasm; cytoplasmic dynein complex; kinetochore. Gene Ontology annotation, biological process: microtubule-based movement. The transcript is spliced from 5 exons.
UCCCUCUCCCCGCCAGGUUGGGAACGGGGGGAGCGGUCAGCGCUGCGGAGGAGCUCUGUGGCUGAUCCCUCCCAGGCGGGGGGAGGAAGCGCCGGGGGCGGACUGAUCUCCUGCUUCGCGGCGGACCCUCGCGCACUGGGCGCUGUCUGUGGUUCGGCUGGCCUGACAAUUAACCAAGCGAAAGAGGCCCCUCCUCCUCCUCCUCCUCCCUGCUCGCCCCCGCCACUCCCUAUGAGGGAGGCCGCCCCCCGCCCCUCCAAAGAGGCUCUCUCUCGGAAGCUGACUGACGUUCGAAGAACCCCUCCUCUGUAGGCAGGGGAAAGCCCUCCGCUUGGGACCCCGCAGAAAACCGGACUCUGCCGGGUGUGCUUCUCAGUCCCGCAGCAAAGCCAGCCAGGCUCUUGGCUAAAAUGUCGGCCGAGGCUUUCUUUUUUGGCCAAUCACAAGCGGCACUGUGCAGUGGGUGGGCACGAAGUUCGGCCCGCCCACAAAGCUGGCUUUGGGAGACGCCUCAGAGAACUGGGAUGACCUUCAACACUGAAGAAGCCCACAGUAUUAUUAAAGAUUGCAUUGAAGGUGUUCUGGGCAAAGCAGAUUACGAUCAUGACAAAAUCAAUCAGUGGACUGCUGCUAUAGUUGAACAAUCUUUAACACAUCUGGUAAAACUGGGGAAAACAUACAAAUACAUUGUAACCUGUGCAGUCAUGCAGAAGUGUGGAGCUGGCCUCCACACAGCAAGCUCAUGCUUUUGGGAUACCACAACUGAUGGUACCUGCACAGUCAGAUGGGAAAACAGAACUAUGAACUGCGUUGUCAACGUCUUUGCUGUAGCCAUUAUCCUGUAGCAAACUGGACAAGCUGCACUAAGUUACGCCAAAGCCUUUAAGAUCAGAAGCUAUCAAGUAUUCAGAACACGUUGUAAGAAUUAUUAUGUAAUACUAUAUUCAUACUAUAUCCAUGCACUAGAGAAAGAGGUAUGAAAUAUGCUAUUUAAAAGUUGCUGCAUAAAAUGUAUAUAUUAUGGUAAAGCAUAAUUUUCAGUUUAGCCAGCUGCCAACUUGCUAAGACAAGCUUUUAAGUGUUCCAGGACUGUGGGGAUAUGCAUGACUGUUUUGGCAGGGUGGGAAGCGGUACCUUUUAAGCAUGAGUAAAUCAGGUCCUUGCCUGCUCCUCCUCUGCCCUGCUGCUUUUCCGGGUGCGAUGCUGCCCCGCUCAGAAGUCUGCAUGCAACCGUGGGGCUUCCCCACCACAAAGGCUGCUGGGUAAAGCCCUGCAGCCACGUGCAAACUUCUGGGUGAUGAAUGUGGCGGAGGAGCAGGUAAGGACCUGCUUUACUCAUGCUCAAAGGUACCACUCCCCGCCUCACGAAAACGAUUCGGUGGACAACACCAAAUCGAUUUGUGCACAUUCCUUCAGGACUGUGAUGGGGAUUUUUUUGUUUGUUUUUUGCCCCUCUGGAAGAAGUGACGUUAAAGUUAAGUAAAAAUAAGAAUGUGCAUGUUUGCACCAAUUUACCACUGCCACAGGAGUGUGAGCAUGUUAGGCCCAAAUUAUUACUGCCCUCUGUAAUCAUUAGGGGGAAGGGAACAUUAUAUGUAAAGAAAGUGACUGUACACCUUGUGUUGAGUAACAGAAACCAAUGCUUUAAAACAGUGGUUUUCAAACUAUGUCCCAGGAAAACUUGGGGGUGUGGGUGUGGGUUGGAAGCUCAACAGGGAGUUCCUUAAUAGAUCAGUAAUGGCAGACCGGCUUCUCUGAAAGAGAGCUCUUCCACCACUGCCGAGAUGCCCUUCAAUCUGGAGUUGCAGGGGAGUGUUGGGUGUACUGCAGGGCAUGCAUUCACUUGAUGCAGGGUGAUGGUGAGGCCCAACAGACCUGGCCAGUGCUUGUAGGGCAUAACAUACCUAGAGGCCAGAGUAUCUACUUAUUUCAUACAGGGCAUGAAUGUUCUGCAAGCGAAUGCAGUUGUCAUGUUGGAAAUAACGCCGGCAAUGCCUAACUUUGUAUGAUGGCACAAUUCUUAAGACAUAUUGAUUAAAUUAGGAAAGUGAUAUUAAUCUCAUCUGCAAUGAUUGGUUUGGUGACUGGACUGCUCAAUCCUAAAUUGUGGUGCACCCAGCAAAUAUGUGCUAAGGAUCAGGGGUAGCUAUUGCUGUGUCCACACAAAAUGGCAGCUUUACAGGCAGAUAUGCAUCCACAGAUAUUUAGGAUUGGGAUGGAAAAGUUUAGCAGCACUCUUAUGACAUCAAUACUUUACAAAUCUUCAAGGCAAGCAUUCCUGAUUAAGGGCCAGCUUUCUCCCCAUCCCCCUUGAAUGUUUGCAUAGGAUUGUGCCUUAGUCAUUUAAAACUAUAUACAAGAAAUGUUUCAUAUGUAGGACUUGGGGCAAAGUUUAUAUCAAGAUGCACUGGAAAUGCAGAAUAGUGAACAGUGGCUGCAAUCCUAUGUAAACUUACUUGGAAGUAAGUCCCAUUAAACUCAGUGUGAUCCACUUUUCAGUGACAUAAAUAGGUACAGCUUGUAAAUCCUUGAUAUUCAUGCCUGAGGCCUUGAAAUGUUCUUAGUUAAAAUAAGGCUUCAGUCCUCUGCUUACUUGGGCAUAAAUCCCAUUGAAAGCCAUGGAAUUUACUUCUGAUUAAACAUGCAUAGAAUUGAACAGCCUGUCUUGAUUCCCAGAUCUACAAAAACUAGAAAAUGCUCAACUUCAGUGCAGUGCUACUAAAAACUACUCAAAUUGAGCAAAUUAAAACAUACCUGCAAGUGUUUAGGAUUUAGGGUCUUUUUUACUAAUGUAUUCAAAAACUGUCAUUUUUCAGUUGUAUCUUUGCUAAAACUUGAACCUACACUGUUAGCAUUAAACAUUUUUGGCCUUUGUAAGCACUAAGCAUAAUAAGAAAGACAAUAUAAGCUGUUUUGAGCUGCAGCUGGUUUUUAACCAGUGAGUGGAUUUGCUUUGAAUUAUUGUAAUGUUAUAACAUAUAAACCAAAGGUUUGUGUUCAUAAUGAAGAUGUUGUGUAUUUGAUCAAAUAGAAAAUUAUGUAAUCAAAACAGACAUCUUUUAGUUUCAGAAAUGAAAUAAAUACACAUAUCUAUUAUCUGCACCAAGAGACCUAAAAUGGUACUACAUCAAAAUUUUAUCAAAGCUCUGGAUUCAGAAUUUGCUGUUUUUCUGCCAUAAGCUAUUUUCAGAUUUUUCCAGAAGCAGCAAAAGACAAUCUUGAAGACAGAACAUCUUAUAGGAGGCAAAAACAGAACAUUUGCCUCAACUAGGGAGAAUCAAAGAAACGUAAAGUUUAGAAGCACUUUCUAGAGAAGUCUCUGACCAGCAAAUAAAGGCAUAGAUUCAGUCUCUUUUAUGUAAAUGUGUGUGCCAUGACUGAGACCAGUCAUUGGUUUUAUUAGUCAGUGUUUUUCCAGGCUGCUUUUUGAUGUACUUGAAGAUGUGCUGAGAAAAUAAUUGCUUCAUACAGAAGUUCAGAAAAUACCACUAUGGCAAGAUUGCACUAGAAAUUAUGCUGGCUGGUAUUGUUUGUUUUAAAAUAGCUACAUUUUGUUUUUACCAAAAAAAUAAAAUAUGUCUGCCUUAGCUAUA